CGGCGUGAGACACUCUCUCUCUCUCUCUCGGCUCCUGGGAAGAUGAUCCAUAGCCGGUUAUUAAGGGUCUCGGCCUGUGUCUCCAGGCGCUACACGGCUCUCAGGCACUACCACAAUGACACGGUCAACGUCGUGGGAUCCACACCUGACAGGACAUCUGAGGAAUUCCAGGAAAAUGAAUUGCGUAUGAAAUCUUUGGUGGGUGAACUGCAUGGACGUAUUGAAACUAUCACUCUUGGGGGCGGAGAAAAGGCUAUUGAGCGCCAUAAGAGCAAAGGCAAACUUUUAGUUCGAGAGCGUGUCAGUCAGCUGAUUGAUCCAGGCACUCCAUUCAUGGAAUUUUCACAGCUGGCAGGCUACCAGCUGUAUGGCAACAAUGAUAUACCAGCAGGUGGCAUCAUCACUGGGAUUGGCAAGGUUUCAGGGGUGGAGUGCAUGAUUGUUGGAAAUGACGCAACAGUUAAAGGCGGGACUUAUUACCCCAUUACUGUGAAGAAGCACCUUAGGGCACAAGAGAUUGCCCAGGAGAACAACCUGCCGUGCAUCUACCUGGUGGACUCUGGUGGUGCCAACCUCCCGAGCCAGGCUGAUGUCUUCCCAGAUCGGGAUCAUUUCGGCAGAAUUUUUUUCAAUCAAGCAAACAUGUCAUCUCGGGGUAUAGCUCAGAUUGCAGUUGUCCUUGGUUCUUGCACAGCUGGUGGAGCCUAUGUUCCCGCCAUGGCCGAUGAAUCCAUUAUUGUGCGACAACAGGGAACCAUUUUCCUAGCAGGACCACCACUUGUCAAGGCUGCCACCGGUGAGGAAAUAUCAUCAGAAGAUUUAGGCGGAGCCGACUUGCAUUGUCGGAAAUCGGGUGUGACUGAUCAUUAUGCCCUAGAUGACACACAUGCCCUUCACCUAGCAAGAAGAAUUGUCCGCACUCUCAACCGCACAAAAGUCCCUCAAAUUUCCGUAAGGGAGGUAAAGGAGCCCGUGUUUGAUACACAUGACCUGUAUGGAAUUGUUGGAGACAACCUCAAGAAGACGUACGAUGUAAAGGAAGUAAUCGCUCGAAUUGUUGAUGGAUCCGAGUUUGACGAGUUUAAGGCUAUGUAUGGGGAGACAUUGGUGUGUGGAUUUGGCCACCUAUAUGGCUAUCCCGUGGGCAUCAUUGGCAAUAAUGGUGUGCUCUUCUCAGAGUCUGCACUUAAAGGAACGCACUUCAUUGAACUUUGUUGCCAGCGGAAGAUACCUUUGAUUUUCUUACAAAAUAUUACUGGUUUUAUGGUGGGUCGUGAGGCAGAGGCAAGUGGGAUUGCUAAGAAUGGAGCCAAGAUGGUGACAGCUGUGUCGUGUGCACAAGUGCCAAAGUUUACCGUGAUCAUUGGGGGCUCUUAUGGUGCAGGCAACUAUGGCAUGUGUGGAAGAGCUUAUGGACCCCGAUUUUUAUACAUGUGGCCAAAUAGUCGCAUCAGCGUAAUGGGUGGUGAACAGGCAGCUGGAGUACUGGCACAGAUCACACGGGCACAGCGACAUAGAGAGGGUAAAGAGUGGACGGAUGCAGAGGAGCGUGCACUUAAGGAUCCUAUUAUCAAACGUUUCGAGGCCGAAGGCUCCCCAUACUUCUCUAGUGCACGACUAUGGGACGAUGGAGUGAUUGACCCUGUGGAUACAAGACACGUCCUUGGUCUCUCUCUCUCUGCUUCUUUAAAUGCUGCUAUUCCCAAGACAACAUUUGGUAUCUUUAGAAUGUAACGGAUAGGUUGAAUAAUUUAUUUCUGGUAGCUUAGUACUGAAACAAACCGUUCAGUUGGGAAUUUCUAAUAUUGCGCACAAUGCAUUGUAAAUAUGUAAUUUGUAAGUAGAAAAAUUAUAGUGUAGUUCUUGCAAUUUAUUGUUACCUAUAUUUUUUUUAUUUAAUGCUGGGGUUAUUAUCUGUACAACUUGUGUUUCAGGGAUAGUGUAGCUUAAAAUAUAUUUUAAAAUGUAUUUGAAUCCUAGUAAUACAAGUAACCAUCAGAGAUAAUUACAAUUUGACAUUUUUGUGUAUCUGUAAAUAUUGUUGUACAAAAUAAAAAUAUUUUUUAAAUUAACAUAGGGGUAUAUGCUUAUCAAUAUUAUUUGUUAAGAAUGCUUUACAUUUCUUCAAUUUAUGUUGAAUUUGACUUCAUAUUCAAUAUGCCAUCUAGUAGUACCUAAGGGAAGAGCAUCUAAAAAAAGUUUCUUUUCAUGAAUUCUAAACUUUUACACAUCCACGAUAGUAUACUACAUUGUUGUUAACUCUAAUUUUCUUUUUACACCAAUUCAUUUCAUGUCUACAAUUAUUUGGAAUUUUCUCCUUAAAUGUCUGUGAAUCUGCACUUGACAAUAAUUGGAGUUAAGCAAUCAUGGAUCGAAAUAAUAAUCAUCUCCAUUACUAAUCUUGCAAAACUGAACCAGUGUCAAUCUGUUAAAUUUUCAUUUAUUCCCUGUAGGUAAUUCAUAUAUUAUAAAUACGAAACUUAGCAAGAGAAACUUUACACUUGGGAGUCAUCAGUGCUAACUUGUAAAGAUCAAAUGUAUUUUUUGUGUAUUUAUAUUGUUUUUGUUUAUAGCACUUUUGACUUGAAUAUUGCAGCUAAUCAUACUGCAACAUCUGCAGUUUGUGACAUUAGUUAACAAUAGGUUAAAAAAUUUAUAGUGAAUUCGUAAUAAAAAUAUUUCUUAACGAAAGAAAAGUGAAUAUGAAAUGUGUCCAUUGAUACUUCCUGGAAUAAACUGCCACUUUCA
Molecule: messenger RNA, 2748 nt
Organism: Procambarus clarkii (red swamp crayfish)
Lineage: Eukaryota; Metazoa; Arthropoda; Malacostraca; Decapoda; Cambaridae
Gene: Mccc2
Product: methylcrotonyl-CoA carboxylase subunit 2
Biological process (GO): L-leucine catabolic process
Cellular component (GO): methylcrotonoyl-CoA carboxylase complex; mitochondrion
Molecular function (GO): methylcrotonoyl-CoA carboxylase activity
Source: RefSeq, a predicted model, not a curated record